This is a messenger RNA of Cooperia oncophora, 2679 nucleotides long. The record is from the annotation of a GenBank genome assembly. Lineage: Eukaryota; Metazoa; Nematoda; Chromadorea; Rhabditida; Trichostrongylidae.
AUGCUUUCGGAGACAGACCUCGCGCUCACCAUUCCAUGGAAAUCCCCCCUCACCCAAGCUCCACGCUAUGCUGUAUUCGAACAUUUUUUGAUCGAUGGACGAUGGUACUUGACGGUGAUCAAUGAGCGGAAUCGAGUGGAACCAAUCAGUCUGUUGGCAUAUUCAAUCGCUGCUCCGACGUCAUCGUCAGCCGACGCUGUUUGUCCGGUAGUCUGCAGUGGCAACGGAGUGUUCUCUGGUGGUGCAUGUGUUUGUCGAACUGGAUUCAAGGGGAAGGAAUGCGAUGUUCAUGCUCACUGGUGCGAAAUCCCUGACUGUAGUGGCCAUGGACGAUGUGGUGACGAAGGCGUAUGUCAUUGCGAGAAGGGAUGGACUGGAGAAGGCUGUGAAUUGCGCGCGUGCUCCAAUCCAACCUGUUCUGAUCAUGGCGUUUGCGUGAAUGGCCAGUGCUACUGUGCAGAUGGAUGGCGAGGAGUGGAAUGUGCUGAGCCAAUCAUGGAUCCGACAGUUGCUACCGUACCAGCUACAGUAGUAGCUGCCUUAGUGCCAAUGGUAGAAGUACUGCCAUCUGCGAGUGAAAAACCCAGACAAAUCAGUCGAGAAUUGGAUAGACAGAAGUUACCAAAGCCUAGUAAGAUAUUUCUGCCGCCACCAAACUGUAACAAUCAUGGCAAAUUUGUGGCUGAUGCAUGCCGAUGUGAUCGUGGAUGGGAAGGAAGGGACUGUGAAAGAGAAGUAUGCCCACCAUGUGAGCACGGUGUGUGUAAGUUCGGUCUGUGUCAAUGCGAAACGGGAUGGUCUGGAAGCCUGUGUGAUCAAGCUGAUUGUGCCAUAGGUUGUCAAGAGCACGGUAAAUGCCUGAAAAAUGGAACAUGCUCGUGUGAUAAAGGCUGGAAUGGGGAGAAUUGUCAUAUGGAAGGAUGCCCUCUGUCAUGUUCCGGUCAUGGUGAGUGUCGCUGGAGUUCGCUACCAGAAGAAAAUGGCGAAGGAUGGCGAUGUGAUUGCCAACCAUCAUUUACCGGCGACGACUGUGCUGUACCGGUGGAGGCAGAUUGCCAGGAUGGGCUCGAUAAUGACAAUGAUGGCCUAAUCGAUUGUGAUGAUCCGGAGUGCUGCUCGUCAUCAGAAUGUUCACGAGAACCCGUGUGUGCUACUGUGCCCACUCCUGUUGAUGUACUGCUGCGGUUACCGACCGUUCAGAAUGCCAACUUCUUUCAGCGCGUCUCGUUCAUCAUUCGGAACGAUUCUGUCCAGAGUUACUCGGAUCACUCGCAGUUCAAUGAGAGCAUGAUAUCGGUGAUCCGUGGUCGCGUUGUAUGGAAUGGAGGGGCGGUCAGUGAUAGCAAAAGUACAGUAGCACUUCCUGGAGUGAGGGUGUCAGAUGCUGCAAAUCCACUCUACGGCUUCACUUUGACCAGAUCCGACGGUGAAUUCGACCUUCUUGUCAACGGUGGUCGUACAGUAAACCUGCAGUUCUUGAGGAGUCCUUUUCAACGCAUUAAGCGAAGCGUCUAUGUGCCUCCGAAUGAAAUUGUCGUUGUCGAUCCGAUCAAAAUGGCACGAGAAGAACAACGUGAACUCAGUGCUCGCCCAGAAUGUUCCAUAGCGAAUCGUGUACUACCAACACCUGUACUUCGGCCAGAAUGGACCGUUUCUACUGAUGGUAUACCCUCGUUGACAAGUGCUGCAACGAUGCUUGUUGAUACAAGGAGUAUAGUUCAGAGUCUGCCACUCCCUGGCUCGUCUGUACGCUUGGUUUACGACUCUUCAAGGGCGACGGCAUCGCAGUCCACGCUGGUCUUAGGCCUUCUGCCAAACAAGCCUGAUCCUGACGUUCGGCUCGUGCAUGUCAUAGUGAAGAUCGCAGGAAGAACAUUCACGAAGAGCCUUGCACCACGAGAAAACCUGACAUAUGUGUGGUCCUGGGAUAAGCUGAACGUCUACCGUCAAAGUGACCAUGGAAUGAUACCAGCUGAUGUAAGAAUCGGCUAUGAGUACCGAGGGUGCCGUCGACCGUCUGAGGUGGCAUGGAUCAGCCGUCGAGUGUUUAUGGAAGGCGCACGUGCUCGUCGCCUUGAAGGCGGAGCAUGGAGUGUGGAUAUCCAUCACCAUUUGGAUGCUGUCAAUGGCGUACUCGAAAUGGGCAACGGAGGGCGACGAUUCAUAGCGAAUUCAGCGCACAUGAUGGAGUUAUUGGUCGGUACGGCUAAACGUCGCCAGCUUGAGUGCCAAAGUUGCAAUGGUCCCGUUGCGGAGGCGAGCCUGUUUCGUCCAACGACGCUUGCUCAUGGCCUCGAUGGAAGUGUCUUCAUUGGUGAUCACAAUCUAGUGAGACGUAUUGGCCCAGAAGGACAAAUCACCACGGUGCUAUCGCUGAGCCUUCCCGACACAUCCUAUCCCUACUAUCUGGCCGUCAGUCCAGUAGAUGGAUUCCUAGUGGUAUCACUGCCGCUUCACAAGCAGAUUUGGAGAAUCGUCAGCCAUUCACCAUUGGAUCCAACAGCGAACCAUGAGGUACUGGCUGGAGACGGAACAGCAUGUCCGGCAGCAGCCGAUUCAUGUGGUGACGGUGGACCAGCCACAGAUGCCCAGUUAUUCUUCCCAAAAGGUCUUGCGUAUGAUGCUCAUGGAAAUUUAUACGGUAAGUUGCUAUCAGGAACUAUUUCAUGCGCGAUUUAA